AUGAAGUCGUGGUCCGGAACCACAUUCGGAGCGAGGCAACGAUUCGCGUUCGCCCUCUUCUGCGGCACAUCCGUGUUGAGUCUCCAAGCUGUUGCCGCCGCCGAUGACUUCGACGGUUCCUCCUACGCCAGGAACGUGUCGCUCGACACCACCGUCGACAUCUUCUGGACUAUCGAUCUCGAGGCCGACACCAUUCGUUUGGCCGUCCACGCCAAAGCUGCCACCGGCUGGGCGGGCGUAGGCAUCUCUGAGAUGGGGGGCAUGGAGGGCGCCGACAUCGUGUACUACGAAACAGCUACGGGGAAUGUGACGGACGCUCACUCGCUUGUGGCAGGCACGCCUGUCGUCGACGAAUGCACGCAAGACUGGACCUUGCUAUCGGCGGACGUCAGCAGCGGGAGCCUUGUGUUCGAGGCGGAGAGAGCUCUGGACACGGGAGACGCGCAAGAUCGUGUCUUCGAGGACGACAGCCUUGGCGCCACGAGACUCCUCGCCGCGUGGGGCGACUCGGAGUUCAUGGGAUAUCACGACGGAAACUUGGCCAAGGGAGAAGUCGUCAUGUUCGGCGGAUCGGAAAACGCUGAUGCCGCCGAACCACUGGUUGUCAACUUCUUCGAUGCUACUUCGAAAAACUUUUCCAUCCCGACGGUGCGCACCUGGUACGAAAAUACUUGCAUCCCGGCUUCGGAGCUACCCAAACUCGACGAGUACCACGCCAUCGGUUUCGAAGGCGUCCUCCAGGACGACACCGCCGAGUUCGUACACCACCUCGUUUUAACGGGCUUUUACGGCCCGCCCGAUUGCGGAAACGCCUGCUUCGAAUGGAUGGACGAAAUGUUUGGGGACGGCGGCUCUUCCUACUCGUCCUCCGACAUGACCAACAUUACCCUCCCGUGGUUCUGCAACGACCUCGAAGACGCCGCCGACAUCUUCAUCUGGGCUCCCGGAAUGCAAAGCUUGGAUCUGCCUGAUGACGUCGGCUUCCUGUUCGGAAACGAGUCGGGGGGGCUCAACUCCUUGAGAGUGCAAGUCCACUACAACAACGCCGACGGGGUUAGCGGCAAGAACGACAGCUCCGGUGUUCGCGUGUACUACACCGAGGAGCUGCGCCCGAUGAACAUGGGGCUGGUGAAGCUGGGAGAUCCGCAAGGCGCGCUACACCCGCAGCCCCUGCCGGACGGCAAGUCCGUUUACUCCUUCGGUUGCCCGGGUACUUGCACCGAGACAUACUUCGAGGAAGAGGAGGUUACAGUCUUCAGCCAUUUGUUGCAUAUGCACGAGAACGGCCAGCGGAUUUCGACCCGGCAGUAUCGUAACGACGGUGAUGGCAACGAGGUGCUGAUCCACACGGCUGAGGUCGAGUACUACUCCUUCCUGCAGGCCGGCGUGCACGUGGUUACCGUCAACGACAGCACCACCAUCAAAAAAGGUGACGUGUUCACAACGGAGUGCUACUACGACACAUCGUAUUCUUCGGUAGGCUCGCCAAAUGUCACCUGGGGCCUGGGAUCGGAAAACGAAAUGUGCAUCGACUUCGUAUUCUACUAUCCGGACCAGAAACUGCCCGACCGCGGUGCAUGCGGGUCUAAUUUAUGCAAUGGCACCUUGUUGGGCUAUUCAGAAUUGGAAGACGUCUCGGACUUCAACCGUACCUUCGGGGUGGUGGACACUUGCACCUCGAGUGACGGCGUCGAGGAGGGGCAAGAACUCACCUCGUCGUCACGUGCCACCCUGCCCAUGUUUGGACUGUUUGCGAUUUCCACGGCCGCGGCGCUAGUGCUUGAGGCCAUUUUGGUGUAG
This is a messenger RNA of Ectocarpus siliculosus, 1800 nucleotides long. NCBI's taxonomy places the organism in Eukaryota, Phaeophyceae, Ectocarpales, Ectocarpaceae. The record is from the annotation of a GenBank genome assembly.